UCUGUCUUGCGCCUGAUCGAUGUUUCUUUCCUGCUCGGGCUGCUUUGUUCUAGGUCACCACCACAGACCCGACACCUUGCAAGGGUUAUUUUUAAGAAUGAAAGAUGUAGUGUGAGGCCAGCCGCAUCACCCCAGCUGCCCAGAGAAGGGAGUGGACCCUGGCCAAGCUCCUGACCCCCGCCCUCUGCCUGUGCUCUCUUCUUCCUCUGGCUCUCUGUCCCCUUCUAUCCACCAAAUCAAAGGGCACUGAGUGCCCACCUGUUCCAGGUUGCUUGUCUGCUGGUUCCUGCGGAGAUGGGCCUGUCUGCGGAGGAGCUGAGGCAGGAGCUGGAGGUCACAGCCCAGGAAGUGCUGGGGAGACUGAAGAGCCGCCACCUGUUCCAGUCCGAGUGGGACACUGCUGCCUUUGUGGUCUUCCUCAUCUUCGUGGGCACCGUCCUGUUCCUGCUGCUGCUGGUCACUGCCCACUGCUGCUGCCACUGCUGCUGCCCCUCCCCCAGGAACGUGAAGGAGAGACCUCAGGGAGUGGACAACUUGGCCCUGGAACCUUAAUGCCUCUCCCUUGGUUUGUGUCCUGCUGGUGAUGGUAACAAAGCUUAUGUCUGCCCAGA
Marmota flaviventris (yellow-bellied marmot) is the source of this 611-nucleotide messenger RNA. RefSeq names its product small integral membrane protein 22 (gene Smim22). The record is from RefSeq and is a predicted model, not a curated record. Gene Ontology annotation, biological process: regulation of cell population proliferation. NCBI's taxonomy places the organism in Eukaryota, Metazoa, Chordata, Mammalia, Rodentia, Sciuridae.